Thlaspi arvense is the source of this 1234-nucleotide messenger RNA. The record is from the annotation of a GenBank genome assembly. Lineage: Eukaryota; Viridiplantae; Streptophyta; Magnoliopsida; Brassicales; Brassicaceae.
CUUUCUUUCUCGACUUCUUCCUCUCUUCUUCUUCGUCUCUUCUCUAAUUUCUCUGAUUCUCAAUCCCUUUUCUUCUUAUUUCAAUAUUCUCCUUAUUCUACUUGAUAUACCCAUUUUGGAUCCUAUCAGUCGCCUUCUCCUCCGGUGCUAUUUGCUUCACAAUCUCAGUUUUGGUCGCAUCAGGAAGAUGAGAAUCAAGCGGAUCUUGUUAUUUCUAGUAAUCGUUGCAUUUUCUUCAAGCUCCCAUGUAUUGUCCGAACAGAUCUUUCCAGCUCAUUUAGUUGGAACAUUCAGCCGAAAUAAUCGUGAACCAAAGUACAAGAUUGAGUUUCUUCCUGAAGAUUCACCGUUUCACCCGGGUGAUAAUCUGGAAUCUAUGGUUAUGCUUGAUAAGCAAGGGCGUAAAUAUUUAUGUUUCUUACCGAAAGAGGAAGAAUCAACGAGUGGAUGGACCUCUACUCAGCAAAAUGUCAGCACUGUGAUGAUGGAAACCGAUAAGCAGAUCAAGCUUAAGACUCAAGAUGAACUUCUUCAGCCACUAACUGAAAAAUGCCUUCUCAGGCAAGAGGGUUGGUGGUCCUAUGAGUUUUGUCAUCAAGGGUCUGUAAGGCAGCUACACAUUGAGGAUGGUACCAAGAUUGUCCAACAGUUUUCCUUGGGGACUUAUGACCCAGAGGCAACAGCUGCUUUUAAUCAAAAUGUAUCUGAUGAUGCAUCACAGAGGUAUCAUUCUCAUAUAUACACCAAUGGAACCACCUGUGAUCUUACAGGAACUCCUAGAGAAGUCGAGGUGAGGUUUCUAUGCGCAGAAACCAGGGCAAUGGUCACUUCGAUCACCGAGCUAUCCACUUGCAAGUACGCACUGACUGUUCAGUGCCCGACCUUGUGCAAGCAUCCGUUGUUUCAGCUAGAGAAACCAGUGUCACACACGAUCCACUGCAAUUUGAUCCCAGUGGAAGAUGACGCAACAAGAAACGAGGAAGAGCAAGUAGUAGGCGAAUCACCUAAGAUGAUAGCUGAUUCUUGAUAUUUAUUUCGUAUUUUUUGGUAUGUUAUGUUGGUGUUUUGUGUUAUGGUUUUCACAUCCCAGGCUACGCUAUUUAUAAGGAAUUAUUAAAUUUUUAAUGAUGGAUUUGUUACAAAAACUUGCGAAAAUUUGCAAUGAAACAUCCAUUUCAGUCGUAGACUUACUUAACCAGCGUUCCAAAGAUUUAAUAAAAUUGGUUUUCCGGAG